AUGGACACAGAAGGAGGAACCAGGCAGUGCGACGCGCUCGAGGACAGGAGAAGACGGCAGGAAAAUGCUGAGGUGCCCACUCCGGUGGUAGGCGACAGAGAGGAGGAAAAUGGACGAGACGCGAGGCCACGGGAGAAGAACAGAAAAGCCGUUUGCCGGCGAACAGAAACCGAGAUUUGCGUCUUCGUCGUGGGUCUGCGAGAGCCUUCUUCGACAGCACGACUGGAGUUCCUCUCGGCCGGCCUCGCAGUGCCUCGCGUUUCGCUUCAGCGACUCCUGGCCACCGCGUCUUUGGUCUCUCGGCCGCUGUUCCCCUGCUGCGGUUCGAAAGAGACCUUGUUUGACGGUUUCGGCGAGUCUCUCGAAAUGCGCGUCGGACGUCAAUCGCCAGGUGCAUCUUCUUUUCUGUCGCGCUUGAAGACUGUGUAG
Toxoplasma gondii ME49 is the source of this 429-nucleotide messenger RNA. RefSeq lists its product as hypothetical. The coding region runs from base 1 to 429 and encodes 142 amino acids. The transcript is spliced from 2 exons. The record is from RefSeq and is a predicted model, not a curated record. NCBI's taxonomy places the organism in Eukaryota, Apicomplexa, Conoidasida, Eucoccidiorida, Sarcocystidae.